Syzygium oleosum is the source of this 1759-nucleotide messenger RNA. Its product is annotated as cullin-1-like. Gene Ontology annotation, cellular component: cullin-RING ubiquitin ligase complex. Bases 154 to 1326 code for a protein of 390 amino acids. Gene Ontology annotation, molecular function: ubiquitin protein ligase binding. The record is from RefSeq and is a predicted model, not a curated record. Gene Ontology annotation, biological process: ubiquitin-dependent protein catabolic process; protein ubiquitination. Lineage: Eukaryota; Viridiplantae; Streptophyta; Magnoliopsida; Myrtales; Myrtaceae. The transcript is spliced from 11 exons.
ACAAAGUAGGAGCUUGUUACCGGCGUCUUAUGCGCGCUUAGUUGUCGACCUUGCGGGUUUUAGUGUUUAUGGUGCUUGUGCAUUGGCGAGAUUCUUAGCUGCGAAUCUGUUCUUCCUGCAGAGGAAUUGAGGGUCAGGGUGUGGUUCUAGGAGAUGAACGACAGGCAGACUAUCAACCUAGAACAAGGAUGGGAGUUUGUGCAGAAGGGUAUCACGAAGCUCCUCGAAGGGCUUCCUGAGCCCCAAUUCACCUCCGAGGACUACAUCAUGAUCUACGCAACCAUUUACAAUAUGUGUACUCAGAAGCCUCCUCAUGAUUACUCCCAGCAACUCUAUGACAAGUAUGGAGAGUCCUUUGAAGAGUACAUCAAUUCAGUGGUAUUGCCUUCAUUGAGGGAGAUGCAUGAUGAGUUUCUGCUGAGAGAACUUGUGACAAGGUGGGCAAACCAUAAGGUGAUGGUUAUGUGGCUAUCUCGUUUCUUCUAUUAUCUGGACCGGUACUUCGUUGCUCAAAGAUCAUUGCGGCCCCUUAAUGAAGUUGGCCUGACUUGCUUUCGUGAUCUGGUAUAUAGGGAGUUAUAUGCAAAAGUCAGGGAUGCUAUUAUCUCUUUGAUUGAUCAAGAACGUGAGGGAAAGCAAAUUGACCGAGCUUUACUAAAGAAGGUUUUGGAUAUAUUUGUUGAGAUUGGGAUGGGGCAAAUGGAUCGUUAUGAAGGUGACUUUGAAGCAUCACUGCUUGAAGAUACUGCUGCUUAUUAUUCUAGGAAGGCUUCGAUUUGGAUACUGGAAGACUCUUGUCAAGAUUACAUGCUGAAGGCUGAAGAGUGUCUAAAACGUGAGAGAGACAGGGUUUCUCACUACCUGCAUCCAAGUAGUGAGCCAAAGUUACUUGAGAAAGUUCAACAUGAAUUACUAUCUGUCUAUGCAAGCCAACUACUUGAAAAAGAGCCCUCCGGGUGUCACGCAUUGCUUAGAGAUGAUAAGGUGGAGGAUUUGUCAAGAAUGUUCAGGCUGUUUUCUAAAAUACCUAGGGGCUUGGAUCCUGUUGCAAAUAUAUUUAAACAGCAUGUUACUGCUGAAGGUACAGCUUUGGUCAAACAAGCUGAAGAUGCGGCAAGCAACAAGAAAAUUUUUCUCAGGAAAGUGGGUGAAUUACAUGAUAAGUACCUAGCAUAUGUCGAGGAUUGUUUCCAGAACCACGUUCUUUUUCAUGAGGCUCUAAAUGAGGCAUUCGAGUUCUUCUGCAAUAAGAGUGUCGAUGGAAGCUCAAGUGCAGAACUGCUGGCCACUUAUUGUGACAAUAAUGUUAAAGAAAGGUCACAGUGAGAAGUUGAGUGAUGAAGUUGUUGAGGAAAUGCUUGAGAGGUAAUCAACAUCACAUUCUUCUGCUCCUAAUUUCCUUUUUUGCAAUUCUAUACUUUUCAUAUCUUAUUUUGUAGAUUCCUCUGUUUGUAUUUCCAUUAGACCUUUCACCAACGUCUUGGUCUUUGCAAUCCCAUUUCGGGCCUUGAGACAACUCAAACUCAUCACGGACAACAUCUCCUCUUUGUAUUGUCAGCAACCCUUGUUUGCUUUAAAAUCCUUGCUGAAAUGAUUUAAAAAGUGCACCGAGGAAUUUUCAGUAAAUAUCAUUCGAUCGGCUUACAUUUGAUCAUGGCAUGUAAUGGGAAAUUGAUCUAAACAUUUUACUUUUUGUCAAGAUAUGAGAUUCUAUAUAUUUGGUUGUAGGAGGAUUUGAGCUUGUGCAAUGUUAAGUCAA